GGCCUAUUAUUUGCACUGUGAAUAACCUAGAUCGCCGUGUACAGCACACGAUUUAUAUCAAUGGUCUAUAAGUAUGUAGGCCUAGUUCCAAAGUGUAUAUUUGUGCAGGGGUUAGCUAUAGACUAUAAAACAUUAUAAGAGCAAAAUACACAACUGCAAACACGGAAAAUGGCUUUCAAAUGUCCCCCAGAAGCUCUGUUACGUCCUCUUAUCAGGCAGGGAAUGAAUAUGGUGAGAAACAACAGUAGCUCGGCGAGCGGAACGUACAGAGCAGCGACUGUCACUGAGCUAGGAAAACCGUUACUUAUUCAGAAUCUUCCCAGGAAACCAUUGAAAAAAGAUCAGGUCCGAGUAGCUGUGAAAUGCUGUGGGAUAAAUUUUGGGGAUAUUUUGAUGACGCAGGGUAAAUAUCAGGAGAAGUUUGAAUUACCCUUUACCCCGGGUACAGAGACUAGUGGGGUCGUGUUGGAAGUAGGGGACGAGGUGAAGAAUGUGAAACAGGGGGACCAUGUCAUGGGGAAUAUGAUGGGAGGAUUCGCUGAGGAGGUAGUGGUUGACUCCAAGAUGAUAUGGGGGAUGUAUCCGGGAAUGGAAUUUAAGACGGCAGCUUCCCUCGUGACAUCAUACGGUACUGCUCAGAUGGGACUUGUUAGACGCGCCAACAUACAAGAAGGGGACGUUGUUCUCGUCACUGCGGCAGCUGGGGCAGUAGGACUUGCUGCAGUUGAUCUCGCCGCUAAUGUUUACAACGCUACUGUCAUCGGCGCCUGUGGUGGCCCUGAAAAAUGUGAACUCAUCAAAAAAUUCGGCGCAAAAUAUGCAAUAGAUUACAAAAAAGAAAGCAUACGGGAACGCGUUAAGGAAAUCACUAAGGGCAAGGGUGCUAACAUUAUUUUCGAUGCAGUUGGCGGAGAUGUUUUCAAUGAAUGCCUCAGAAGCAUUGCGUUCGAAGGACGAAUAGUUGUAGUAGGAUUUGCUUCCGGGGAAAUCCCAAAAAUCCCGGCAAAUAUUCUGUUGGUAAAGUCCUGUUCCGCGGUCGGGUUAUACUGGGGAAGCUACAGUCAGCGGGACCCUAAAGCCUUUAUUGAGUCCGUUACACAGUGUAUGGCCCUUAGUGCAUCGAAGACCGUGACACCACACGUAUCAAAAACAUUCCCACUCGAACAAGUGAACGAAGCUCUUUUAUAUGUUGGUAACAGGAGUUCUACGGGGAAGGUGGUGGUCAGAGCGGGGCCAGAGCCAUGAUAAAUCUAGUGAGAGAAAAAUAUUGAUUCAAAUGAUAAUUGUGCUGCUCUAUAGCCUUUAAGACUGCAAAAUAGCCAUUACAUGUAUCUACAUAUUCGCAAUUAGCAUGGACGAAUGCAGAAAGAAGAUUGAUUUUACAUAUUUUAUCCCGAGUACUACGUUAAUCCAAGGACGUCCUUGGUUAAUCAUUGUUAUAAAUAAGUUCGAAUGCAUGCCCAAAAUUGUCCAUAAAUGGACCACAUAGAUAAAUGGACACUUAUUCUAAGUUAAUAAUAAUUUCCAUACACAGGGUCUUCAUUCCUUCUUACGUUAUCUCGUCUAUCUUUAGCUGCAAGAAAACGAAAGACCAUAAACUAUAUCCGAGGACGUCCUUGCUAUAUCUUUACAUUUCUAAUCAAAUAAUGAGGGAGUUGCAAAAUAGCUCAAUAAAGCUGAAUGACUAGAUGUCGCCACUUGUAUUAAAAUGUUUUGGCAGGGCCAGACUGCCAUAUGGUUCAAAGAUAAAAUCUUUGGUUUUAAACAAUUUUAAAGGGGCAACAUGGCCUGUAGAGAGAAAAUAGGAAAAUUUUAACUUUUUCUGUGCUAUCAAGACUAUCAAGUUCAAAGCUUUAAAAAGGGGAAAUCCACUUUUAUA
Molecule: messenger RNA, 1879 nt
Organism: Owenia fusiformis
Lineage: Eukaryota; Metazoa; Annelida; Polychaeta; Sabellida; Oweniidae
Source: the annotation of a GenBank genome assembly